Molecule: messenger RNA, 1599 nt
Organism: Sungouiella intermedia
Lineage: Eukaryota; Fungi; Ascomycota; Pichiomycetes; Serinales; Metschnikowiaceae
Source: the annotation of a GenBank genome assembly
AUGGCUGACAGUUCUGGAUCAGAGUCUCCUCUCAAGAAGGGACACACUUUUGACGAGCAAGUUCUCGAGACGCACGAGUUGUCUGUUCAUGACUACAUCGCUGAAACGAGACCUUGGUACAAGGUGCCCCACUUGAGAUAUUUGUCGUUUGCUAUUUUCUUGAUCACCAUCACUUCGACUAACAACGGAUACGAUGGUUCCAUGUUGAACGGUUUGCAAUCUUUGUCCCAUUGGCAGUCUGCUAUGGGCCAUCCCGAGGGUCAGAAACUUGGAGCUUUGAGUAACGGUACUUUGUUUGGUUCUAUCGCCGCUGUUCCGUUCGCACCUUUCUUGGCCGACCGCUUUGGAAGAAGGUCUGUUCUCGUUGCCGGUCAGGCUCUUACUAUCCUUGGUGCCAUCUUGCAAGGUAUUUCUAACAGUUACGGUUUCUUCUUGGGUUCCAGAUUUAUUAUUGGUUUCGGUUCUGGAGUGGCUACCAUUGGUUCUCCCACCUUGAUAUCCGAAUUGUCUUACCCUACGCACAGAGAAGUUGCAACCUUUCUUUACAACAUCUGUUGGUACUUAGGAGCUAUCUUGGCUGCCUGGGUUACUUAUGGAACCAGAACAAUCAAUGGAAACGCUUCCUGGAAAGUACCUUCCUACUUGCAAGGUGCUUUGCCUGUUUUUCAGCUUGCUUUUUGCUGGAUGAUUCCUGAAUCUCCAAGAUUUCACAUUGCCAGGGGCAAUGUGGAGAAAGCAAGAAAUACUUUGAUGAAACACCAUAUCGGAAAUUCCCAGGAUCCUAGAGAUAUCGCUUUGGUUGAGUUCGAGUUGAAAGAAAUUGAAAGUGCUUUGGAACAGGAAAAGAUUCAAGCCAACACCUCCUACCUCGACUUCAUUACUAAGAAGAACUUCAGAAAGAGAGGUUUCUUGGCUAUGAUGAUUGGUAUUAUGAUGCAGCUUUCGGGUAACGGUUUGGUGUCCUACUACUUGGUUAAGGUCUUGAUUUCCAUCGGUAUCACUGAAGAAAAGAAACAAUUGGAGAUUAACGGAUGCUUAAUGAUCUAUAACUUUGUCAUCUGUCUCACAUGUGCCUCUGUUGUUCGCUACUUCAAGAGGAGAACCAUGUUCAUUUCUUGUAUCUCCGGUAUGUUGCUUUCGUAUGUGAUUUGGACAAUUUUGUCAGCUCUCAACCAGCAGAGAGAUUUUAAGGAUAAGUCCUUGGCCAAUGGUGUGCUUACCAUGAUCUUCUUCUAUUAUUUGUUCUAUGACAUUGGUUUGAACGGUUUGCCAUUCUUAUACCUUACUGAGGUCUUGCCUUACUCCCACAGAGCAAAAGGUAUUAACCUCAUGCAAUUCAGCAUGAUGAUUGUUUUGGUUUACAACGGUUACGUCAAUCCAAUUGCGAUGGAUGCCAUUGAAUGGAAGUACUAUAUUGUGUACUGUUGUAUUCUUGCCGUGGAGCUUAUAAUUGUUUUCUUCACUUUCCCUGAGACGUCUGGUUACACCUUGGAGGAAGUGGCACAAGUUUUCGGCGACGAGGCACCUGAACUUUCCAACAGACACCUUAACUCCGUCGAAGCAAAUAAGCAUUCCAUGGAGCACGUCGAGGAAGUUUGA